Molecule: messenger RNA, 6430 nt
Organism: Serinus canaria (Common canary)
Lineage: Eukaryota; Metazoa; Chordata; Aves; Passeriformes; Fringillidae
Gene: CAPN7
Product: calpain 7
Exons: 22
Coding region: 557-2899 (780 amino acids)
Biological process (GO): proteolysis
Molecular function (GO): calcium-dependent cysteine-type endopeptidase activity
Source: RefSeq, a predicted model, not a curated record
GCGCCGCUGUCUCCUUCCCCGCGCCGCGGGCCGCGUGAUGCUCUUGAGCUGCCGGAGGGUUCGCGCUCCCCCCUUGGCCCCCCCGAGGGCCGCAGAGGAGUGUUCGGCACCCCCGCGGCCCGGCAUGGCCCUGCAGGCGAGGAGAGAGGCGCUGGGUCAGCGCGGCCGCCCCCGCCCUCCCCCGGCGGGUGUGCCCUGGGAGCGAGCUGUUCGGCCCGGGGAAGACGAGGCGGUGCCCGCCGAGACGAGAGCGGAAGGCCGUGCGUGAGCGUCGAAAGUUUGUCGGUGUUCGGAGGAGCCGCGUCCUUCAGGGCGGGUUGCGAAACGCCUUUUCCCUGCGUCCUGUUUUCAGCACAGUUGAAGUAAGCUCUGGCCUGUCACCAGCUUUCUUAUCAACCGCUCUAAGAAGUUCAGAGCCCACUGGUGCAAUUACUAAGCAUGUGGGAAAGCUUGGGUACUGAACUGGCUUCUGCAGGAAUUUGACCUUAAGGAUGAAAUAUGGAAAAUGCUACGGUUGUUUCCAUAGGCAACACCAAGACGUGUGAAUGGAGUUUCUAUGGAAGCUGCACAAGCCUUGAUUUAUGCUGGGAUGGCUGGGUCCAACUUGGAAAACAUUCAAGAAAAAAUAAAUGAGUACUUGGAGAGAGUUCAAGCUCUCCAUUCAGCAGUUCAGUCACAGAAGACAGACCCUCUGAAGUCAAAACAACAGUUGGACUUGGAGCGUGCUCACUUCCUAGUUACACAGGCUUUUGAUGAAGAUGAUAAAGGCAAUGCAGAAGAAGCUAUAGAGUUGUACACAGAAGCAGUGGAACUCUGUUUGAAAACAGCUACUGAAACCUCAGAAGCAGGCCUCCAGUCCAAACUGAAACAGCUGGCUCGACAAGCACUGGAUAGAGCAGAAGCACUGAAGGAAUCUAUGUCAAAGUCAUCUCAGAAAGAAAAGUCAACUGCAGCCAAACCAAAUCAGCCAGUCAGAACAGUCUUUCCAUUGGGACCUGAUUUUUCUUUAAAUGAUAAACCACAGACCAUCAGAGCAGUACAAGCUAGUGAAUCUCAAGGUCAGAGAUACACUGCAGAGGAGAUUGAAGUACUCAGGAAGACUUCAAAGAUUAAUGGCAUUGAAUAUGUACCUUUCAUGAGUGUUGAUCUGAGGGAACGUUUUGCCUUCCCUAUGCCUUUUUCUGAUAAGUGUGGGAAGCUACCAUUAUCCCCCAAGCAGAAAGCAAUGUUUUCCAAGUGGGUGAGACCAGAUGACAUAACAAAUAACCCUACGAUGAUCUAUACAGUAUCAAGUUUCAGCAUAAAGCAGACAAUAGUGUCAGAUUGUUCUUUUGUGGCAUCACUAGCUAUCAGUGCAGCAUAUGAAAGAAGAUACAACAAAAAAUUGAUCACAAGUAUAAUUUACCCUCAGAAUAAGAAGGGGGAACCAGAAUAUAAUCCAUGUGGUAAAUACAUGGUGAAGCUUCAUAUCAAUGGUGUUCCUAGAAAGGUAAUCAUAGAUGACCAGUUACCUGUUGAUCAUAGUGGGGAACUUCUCUGCUCUUAUUCCAAUAAUAAGAAUGAAUUAUGGGUGUCACUAAUAGAAAAGGCUUACAUGAAGGUCAUGGGAGGAUAUGAUUUUCCUGGAUCAAAUUCUAAUAUUGAUCUCCAUGCACUGACAGGUUGGAUACCUGAAAGAAUUGCAAUGCACUCUGACAAUCAAGCCUUCAAUAAAGACAGCACUUUCAGAAUGCUUUAUCAGAGAUUUCACAAGGGAGAUGUCCUUAUCACAACAGCAACAGGGGUGAUGUCUGAAGAAGAAGGAGAAAAAUGGGGCUUAGUUCCAACCCAUGCAUAUGCAGUCUUGGAUAUAAGAGAAUAUAAGGGACUUCGAUUUCUUCAGCUAAAAAAUCCCUGGAGCCACUUACGUUGGAAGGGACGAUACAGUGAAAAUGACACAAGAAACUGGACCCCAGAUUUACAAAAAUACUUGAACUUUGAUCCCAGAACAGCUCAGAAAAUAGACAAUGGCAUUUUCUGGAUUUCCUGGGAGGACCUGUGCCAGUACUAUGAUGUUAUUUAUUUGAGUUGGAACCCAAGUCUUUUUAAAGAAUCUACAUGUAUUCACAGUACGUGGGAUGCAAAGCAGGGCCCGGUGAAGGAUGCCUACAGCCUGGCCAACAACCCUCAGUACAAGCUGGAGGUGCAGUGUCCACAGGGUGGUGCUGCUGUCUGGGUCCUGCUCAGCAGGCACAUCACUGACAAGGAUGACUUUGCACACAAUCGGGAAUUCAUUACAAUGGUUGUAUACAAGACUGAUGGCAAAAAAGUUUACUAUCCAGCUGAUCCUCCUCCUUAUAUUGAUGGUAUUCGGAUCAACAGUCCUCAUUAUCUGACCAAGAUAAAGCUGACCUCUCCAGGUUCCCAUACCUUCACCUUAGUGGUGUCCCAGUAUGAGAAACAAAACACCAUCCAUUACACCGUCAGGGUGUAUUCCUUGUGCAAGUUCACCUUUUCCAAGAUUCCUACACCUUACACCAUUUCCAAACGGGUUAAUGGACAGUGGAAAGGUCACAGUGCUGGAGGAUGUGGAAACUUCAGAGACACCUACAAAAAUAACCCCAUUUAUCAAUUCCAGCUAGACAAGAAUGGACCAUUGCUAAUUGAACUACGGGGGCCGAGGCAAUACAGCGUUGGUUUUGAACUUGUCACCGUCUCAACAGUGGGAGAUCCUGGUUCCUAUGGCUUUCAGAAAAAGAGCAGUGGUGACUACAGGUGUGGAUUUUGCUACUUGGAGGUGGAGAACACAUUUGCUGGAGUUUACAACAUUAUCCCCACCACAUUCCUGCCUCAACAAGAGGGUCCUUUUUUCUUAGAUUUUAACAGCACUACUCCUCUUAAGGUGUCACAGCUGCAGUGAGGAGACAGAACUGUGCAGUGCUGUUUAAGGAGAUGGUUUUGAUCUGUCCUGCAGCCUGAGAACAGGUGAAGAGCCCUUAUUACACCUGCACAAAAGAGAGUUAAAUCCUGAGUUACAGCCAAAAGCAUGGAAUGACAGAUUGCCAAUUAAUUGUGGCAGGCAGUUAGCUGUGGGUUUGCUGCUAUGGUCCAGGAGUGAGCACUGUUCAAUGGGCUUGGGAAUAGGCUAAAAUGCAUAUAUUCAAAUGAACCAGCAGAAGAACUCAGUUUAUUGCAGCUGUUCCACACUUUGAAUCAAAGUCUAGUGAGUUACCAGAAAAACAAACAUUGAAAUUCCCUCCUCCCCACAUAGGGUAUAUGGGUAAAGAUUCUAUUCUUAAAAGUAAACAUAUAAGAAAAAAUAUUCUUGUGUAUUCUGCUUAUUCAGUCUCAGGACCAAAUAGCUUUCAUUACAUAUUUGUGCUGCUAUCUAUGUUUUCAGCACUGAACUGGUUCUCCCAUCUAAAUGUAAAUGUACUACUGCUGAGCCAAUAGUAUUCCAUGUGUCAUCUUCUCUGGAAUAUGUAUAUAGGAGUACAGGAAAGGAAAGGUUCCAGCUUUAGCUAUUUCUAAAAGCAGAGCAAUUGCUUUGCUCAUGUUAUGUGUACCUUGAGAGCUGUUACUUCAUAUCUGUAUGACUUUAGUACAUAAUACAGCAUGAGGUUCUGUGGCUUUCUUCCUGCCAUCUGCCAGAGCCAGGUUGAUCCUGAUGAGCAGGAAGGACAGGAGGUUAUCCAGCAGUAGUGACCAGGCAGUGCAGCACAGCAUUCCCUGAGCAGCUGUGAAAGGUUUUCAUCUGAAGAUCCCCUGUAAGAUUCAUUGUAUCUACUGAGGCUAGUCUCAGUUGCUGGUGCAGGGAGAUGGGGAACUGCCCACCAUCAGCAACUCAGCAAAGAAAUAUUUUUUUUUCAUCACUUUUGUAAGUAUGCAUCAUGUAGGGAAGGAUCAUUUAAACCUCUCUCCCAAGACACCACAGCUGCAAGGAAUGCACUUGCUGAUUCCAUUAUGCAAGACAUCUUUGAAAAGAUACUUUUUUCCUUUUAAGUUGAAACCAGUGAAGGAAUUGACCACAGCACAAGGUCAGUGUCAUCAAUAGAAGCAGGGUCAGAGUUCUUAAGAAAAUAGUGGAGGUGAGAUUAUUGCAAAACAAGUUAUUUUUUUAAAAGACUCCCCCCCAUGUGUGUUCAUCCUCUAGAUCUGUAUAAAUUGUAUCUGAAGAGGAUUCAAGAUGAUAAUUUUUUAUUUAAUACAGCUGCCUCAGAGAUCCUGAAAUCGGAUUAAAUUUUGUCAUUUUUAUAAAAUUUACAGUAUUUCAUAAUUGGGGGAGAGGGUAUUUUUAAAACAGCCAUAGGAAUUUCGUUGCCAUUCACACUGGUUUGGCAGUUUUACAAGCAAAAAGGUAGGAUUUAAAUCUUGCUUUAGGUUACAGGUGUCACUUGGCCAUUGGGAAACUGAACACAUAUUCUACAGGAGCACCAGAAAUAGCUGUGGGCUAAAAUUAUUCCCACAGAAAUCUGCUAUUAGUCCUCUCCAGAAAGUAGAAGAACCUUUUGUUUCAUUUCCUCCAUCAGACAGCUGCUUAACAAGUGUCUGGCACUGAAAGGGCAGGGAUAGCUCCUGCCUUGGAAAACACAUGCCUUGCUGACUGCAAUUCUCUCAGAGACCAUCUGGGCUAGGCAAUUUGUGACAAGUUUGUGACUUACCUUCUUUUGCAGGGAAGCUUCUGAUGGUUAUUGCAAUAAAUCAACAGAAGGACGAGCAUGGGCACAAAGAGACAUGAGAAAAAACCAGAUUAGGUUCUUUGUGGUUAUGCUUGGCUUUUGGAGUAUGUGCCAAGGACUGCUUCACCCCUAGAAUGUCAAAGUUUCAUUCAACUCCCAUUUUCCCUACAGGUUUCUGUUAGGUUUUUAGCUGAGGCUAAACUAGAGUAGCAGUGGAGUACUCCAUGUAUCUCAUCACCUCUUAACUUGGAGGUACUGAAGAAGUCUCAACUGAGUAUAUUUUUGGCAGUACAAAAGGCAGAUGCCAGAAGUGCCAGCUUCCAGCACCAAGUUCUUGCACAUUCUCUGCUGUUUGAGAUCAAGCUGGUAGACUUGCCUAGAGGAAAAUCUGUUGUUGUUCUUCAGUAGUUGGUUUCUAUUCGGCAGGAAGGAGUUUUUCUUUCUCUUUCCCCCUGAGCACAAGUUAGUGCCAAAGCUUAUGCUGCAAGAAAUGAGCAUAAGGCUCAGCUUCCGUACUGUGCAGAACUUCACUGAACUGAAAAGUAAGAAAUGUACUCACUUCCCUAAUGCCAGGCAAAGACAUUAGGGCCAAAGGAUCCUGUCCCCACUGGGAUAUGCCAGUAUUUCUUACACAUGUGGAACAGGCAGUGGAUUGGGCUCAUCCCCAUUAAUGCACACGACUGAAGCUUAGUGUCACUCUUAUAUAUAUAAAGCAAAGUCUAUUCAAAUAUUGCACCUGCAUAGGUACUAGGAUGCCAUCACUGUGCAUUUCCCUCCAGAUAUAGGACAGAACACUCAGGUGAAGUAUUUAAUAUUAAAAUAUUAAGUAUUUAAGUACUUAAAAUAUUAAGUAUUUAAGAUUAAAAUAUCUAUAUAAAUUGCAGUCAAGGGAUUCUGGUUAUGGCAAAAUAAUUUUACAAUAAAAUUUUCUUGCCCUUUUUUCUUAAGAAAAAACAUUGAUGCAAGCAUUUAGGAUUUGCUUUAGUGUUUUCUGUCAAAUAUAUACUAUAAAAGUAUUUUCCACAAUUAAGUCUGGAAAAAUUAUUGCAAAGUGAACUGAUCCUUAGAUUUUAACAUGACCUCAGGCCACUAAGUUAAGCUUUUCUUUUCCCCUGUACUGUUUAGCAUUUUUUGAGCCAUAUGACAGAGAACAUAGUUUGUUCUGUUUGUUUUGUUAGGAAGACACAGGUUAGCCCUUGACUGAUCCAAUCCCUCAGUUCCCAAAGAUUCAGUGAGACAUAGUACCAGGGAUGAAUGGUAUCAACAGCUUCCAUCCCAACUGCCCCAGACUGUGAGUCUGAGUUCAGUCCUAGUCUCCUGCUGCAAGCUUCAUGUAACUAUUUUGUACAGUAAUUAUGCAUUUAACCACACACUCUCUGCAGCCUUUGAACAGCCACCUAUUUAGAGCUAAGUUUGUGUACAUACAGUAGAGGUUUUCAUCGCUUCAUCUAAAAGGACACUGAAAUUGUUUGAUAAUACCAAAGAGAAGUAGAACUCCUAGGUUAACAUUUGCUUUAUACAUUCUCAAGUCAGGGCAGAUGAAGCAAUCAUGUAUACUUUGAUACACCAGAGGCUUAUUUUUAUACCCAUGAAGGCAGCUACCAUCAUGUUACACUUCAGGAUCCAUGAAGAGCUUAAGUAACUGGAGAAAGCUUGUUCAUUUGCUUCUACUCCAUAGCAAUGUAUGUUCAUUUAAGUCUGUCAUAUUUAUAAUUAUGGCUUUUAUGAAGUUUAAAAUAAAAUGAGUUUUCCAUUAAUUUAUUAGACACACA